ACGUCUUCGUGAGUGCGAGUGUCUUUUACGCCGUGAUUACGCACUGCUGCCCUGCUCUGGUGGUCGUCGUCACAUAAGGAUUCCAGUCCAGUCAGUGACCAGUGACCUGAAGCAAACAGAUACUGCUGCUACUGCUACUUCCUCCCGCACUCCCCGUUCGGUCGUGAACCAUCAAAUUUUGAUUGGUGCAAGUUUGCACCAGCGGAUGCAACAGUAGUGCUUGAUCUGGAUCGAGAAGGGGAAAGGAAAUUAGCUGAGCUGCUCCUCGGCCGUCAGCUACCUGAAGAAAACGGAAUCACGGAAAACGAAUGUGGUUGUGUAGUGGAAGAGAGUGUGAUCGCAUUUUUUUUAUUGUGUUAAAUCGUGAAGGCAAACAGAAGCAGCUGCUGGUUGUUGCAAGAAAUCCGUCGUAUUCGUAACAACACACAAAGAGGCCUCCACAGCCCGAGCAUAACCAUUAUUAGGGGCGAAAGGCGCUUUUGCAAUAGUUUGUUGACGAGUUGCGUGUGAGUGCCAAUAAGAAGAGAGAAGAAAACAGCGUCGGAAUUUGCGUUUCUUGGUGGUGGCCCCGAGUGCGUAAGCGAAAAAGUCUGGGCAGAGUGAGGAGGGGUUUGGUUAUGGAAUUCCUCGGAGUAUCGGAUCGUUGUUGUUGUUGAGAAAUAUAAUACUCCCGCCGCUGAGAGGAAAGUGACCCGACCAACGCCGAAGCUUCAGCAGCCCUUCCGGAUCGCGCAGCAAAAAUGGGUCUCCUGUUUGCCAAAAUAUGGAGUCUUUUCGGAAACGAAGAACACAAACUAGUGAUGGUCGGCCUAGAUAACGCCGGCAAAACCACCAUCCUCUACCAGUUUCUGAUGAAUGAAGUUGUACACACUAGUCCGACGAUUGGAUCCAACGUGGAAGAGAUCGUGUGGAAAAACAUUCACUUUCUGGUGUGGGACCUGGGCGGCCAGCAGAGUUUACGGGCCGCGUGGAGCACGUAUUACACAAACACAGAGUUUAUCAUAAUGGUAAUAGAUUCGACAGACCGCGAGCGGUUAGCGGUGACGCGGGAAGAACUGUACAAAAUGUUGCAGCAUGAAGACUUAACCAAGGCUAGUUUGUUAGUGUAUGCCAAUAAGCAGGAUCUAAAAGAAUCGAUGAGUGCAGCUGAAAUUUCCAAACAGUUAGACUUGACCUCAAUCAAGAAGCACCAGUGGCACAUACAGUCCUGUUGUGCGCUCACCGGUGAAGGACUCUACCAGGGCCUGGAGUGGAUAGCUCAGAGGAUCAAGAAGAAAUGACACCUGCCGGAGUAAACGUAAGGGGUAAGUCGUUUAUAGUUUCCGUUUCACACCGUUACGUUGCAGUGUGUGCCAGACAGACAGGAUCCGCUAUGAUACGCUGCUACUAUGGCCGCUGACUGUGGCCCGGGUGCAAACAACAAGUGAGAAUUUUAGUUUAAUUCAAAUCAAAAGUUUAGUUCUUAACAUUAUACCAUAACGAUGGAAAAAAAUGCGAAACAAAAAAAAUGUAACAAAUUACAGUAACAAACCCACAACCAACACGGAAUUUUAGUCCCAUCGUUGACGAAAUCGAAGACUCAGACGUAAAAAAAGACUGGACCUUUGAUUUUCGUCGCGAUGCGCUUUGUCGACUGCUGCUGUAGAAAAUGAACGUAAGAAUUUACUCGAUACAUACUGAGUGUCAUCGCUCGCCACUCCUCUACUGCUCGUUUAGAAAACAAAACAUGAUCAUUGAAAGACGUAAUAAAACCUGCAGUUGAAUCAUGAAUUGUAGGAAUCCUAAAGAAGAGAUGUAAAGAACACGAAGUGAACCUGAAGGGAAACAUUUUAAGCUUUAGAACGAAACGGAAAUCGGCGAGAAUGAGAGGAGAGGAUUCAUAAAAAAAAAAUGUCCCGUUUGUUCUCCCCCUCCCCUAGAUUCUCCCGGUGUAGACCUCCUGUAGGAUAAGAGUUUUAUUUCUGAUUUAUUAUUUAAACCAAUGAAACGAGAGAAGAAGAAAAAACAGAAAGUAAACUGUUAAAACAGGAAAAUACAGAAAGAACAAAGCUAAAAAGUGAAAACAGAGAUAUACUUACAUGAUUAGUUAAUAUAAAAAUCAUUUAAAACAAA
This is a messenger RNA of Aedes albopictus (Asian tiger mosquito), 2112 nucleotides long. Its product is annotated as ADP-ribosylation factor-like protein 5B. Gene Ontology annotation, biological process: protein localization to Golgi membrane; intracellular protein transport; vesicle-mediated transport. Gene Ontology annotation, cellular component: trans-Golgi network; cytoplasm. The record is from RefSeq and is a predicted model, not a curated record. Gene Ontology annotation, molecular function: GTP binding; GTPase activity. Lineage: Eukaryota; Metazoa; Arthropoda; Insecta; Diptera; Culicidae.